Molecule: messenger RNA, 249 nt
Organism: Perkinsus marinus ATCC 50983
Lineage: Eukaryota; Perkinsozoa; Perkinsida; Perkinsidae
Exons: 1
Source: RefSeq, a predicted model, not a curated record
AUGGGUUCCAGUGUCAAGCUCGCCAAGGACGGUCACUGUUCCCGUAGUCAAGCCGUCGUCGCGCCUCUCAUCACCACUAUACCAGACCCUGGUGAUCCUGCAAAGCUAUUCCUUCUAGUCCACUUCAACGUCUUUGAAGAUGUGCGCAUCGAGCCCUUCAGAGAACCUCCUCGUGGGCGUGCCCCUGCUGAUCGUGACAUCAUCUUCUUGCGACUUGAGGACAUGGUCGCCAAAGGACAGGUGGAGAAG